AUGACUGUCAUCACUUUCACUGUCUCUGUGCUGUGCCUGCUGCCUCAGGCGGUGCUGGCCCGGUGGGCGUGCGUUCGGGCCUGUCCGGCGUCCUGCUCCUGCACCCAGGAGAAGAGCUGCAGCGUGCUGUGCGACCGCUCCGGCCUGGCUGAGCUGCCCAGAGAGUUUCCCUGCGAGGCCUCCGCCAUCAACCUGGACAAGAACAGGCUGAGGUUCCUGUCGGAGAGGGCUUUCGGUACCCUGCCCUCCCUCAGGUCUCUGUCUCUGGACCACAACAACAUCUCCUUCAUCACUCCCGGAGCCUUCAAGGGCCUCUCCAACUUGGUGGAGCUGAGGAUGGCGCACAACGACUACAUCAGCUACCUGCACACACGAGCGUUCACGGGGCUGAAGAGGCUGGUGCGCCUGGACCUGUCCGACUGUAACCUCUUCAACAUCCCCGACCGCAUCUUCAUAGAGCAGACGGCGCUGAAGGAGCUGCUGUGCUUCCAGAACAACUUCCGGAGGAUCCCCGGAGCCAUCAGGGGCAUGGAGAACCUGACCCACAUCUACCUGGAGAGGAACAAGAUAGAGGCGGUGGCCUACAACUCCCUGCUGGGCCUGGGUAGUCUCAAGUACCUGAAUCUCCAGGAGAACCGGAUCAACGUGAUCCACGACCAGGCCUUCCAGGACCUUGUGCGGCUGGAGAAUUUCUACCUCAAUGACAACCUACUGUCUAAUCUGCCCCGGCUCGCCUUCAAGGGCCUCAGCUGCCUCAAGAUGCUCAACCUUGGGGGGAACCAGUUGACCAACGUGUCCAAGACCUGGUUCGGUGACCUGGUGGAGCUGGAGAUCCUGUACCUGGACAGGAACCAGCUGCUAUACAUUGAGGAAGGCACUUUUGAGAACCUGACCAGCCUGAUCACGCUGCACCUGAACAGCAACAACCUCACCACCCUUCCCUUCCCUGUCUUCCAGCCCAUCUACUUCCUGGGCCGCCUCUACCUCUUCAGAAACCCCUGGGAGUGCGACUGCUCCCUCGAGUGGCUGAAGGAGUGGAUGGAAAGCUACAAGCUGGUGCGGGACGUCCCCUGUGCCUCACCUUCCUCUGUGGCGGGACUGGACCUGAGCGAGGUGGUCUUUGCCAAGGUGAACGGGACGUGCGUGGACCCUGGGGAGCUGAACCUGACCACGGCCUCCUCAGAGAUCGCCUCCACCACGGAGAACCGCUUCAACAGCCUCAUCUCCAAGCUGCUCCAGCAGGAGCUCAGAGAGGAGAUGGGGAACAGCACCGAGAGCCUCCGCAACGGGACCCUGCUGGAGCUCGAGGAGGGGCAGCUCUCUGCAGGGGUCGGAGGGCAGUGGGCCCAGGCAAGCCAAUCACUUCUCCGCUUCAUUGUGGUGUGGCUCGUCUUUGGUUCCAUCGGCCUGUCAGAUUUGAACGUCUGUCUUUAUUGCACAUGA
Molecule: messenger RNA, 1443 nt
Organism: Xiphias gladius (swordfish)
Lineage: Eukaryota; Metazoa; Chordata; Actinopteri; Istiophoriformes; Xiphiidae
Gene: nyx
Product: nyctalopin
Exons: 4
Coding region: 1-1443 (480 amino acids)
Cellular component (GO): plasma membrane
Molecular function (GO): protein binding
Source: RefSeq, a predicted model, not a curated record